AGUACUAGUACUACAGCCAUUCGCCUGUUGAACGGACACAAGCCUAGCGGAGCUACGGAGCCAAUCAGCGUCAAGGUGAAUACUAGUACUACAGCCAUUCGCCUGUUGAACGGUCACAAGCCUAGCGGAGCUACGGAGCCAAUCAGCGUCAAGGUGAAUACUAGUACUACAGCCAUUCGCCUGUUGAACGGACACAAGCCUAGCGGAGCUACGGAGCCAAUCAGCGUCAAGGUGGCAAGCGCUCCGAAUAAAAAGGCAUCGCCAACGCUGCUCACACAGAUCAACCAAGCGGCUCACAGGCGCUAUGGAGGGCCCCUGUACCACCAGGCACAACGAUUCCGCUACUCGCCUCUCGGCGACUCGAUGGGCGGCCCCGGCUCCUCCCACCACCACCACCACCACCACCACCCCGCUCCUCACCACCACCACCACCCCGCUCCUCACCACCACCACCACCACCCCCAAGCCGCCUCUACCGCCUCAGCCGCCGCUCACCACUCGGUCGCUCACCUCGGAGGAGGAGGAGUGGGAGGAGGAGUGGGAGGAGGAGUGGGAGUAGGGGGAGGGAUCACCGGUCCUCACCACUCGUCCAACGCUCACCACCACCACCACCACCACCCAAACGCGGGCGCCUCCGCUCCUCACCACUCGGCCUCCGCUCCUCACCACUCGGCCUCCGCUCCUCACCACUCGGCCUCCGCUCCUCACCACCACCACGGAGGAGGCGGUGGAGGGGGUGGUGGAGGAGGCGGUGGAGGAGGCGGUGGAGGGGGAGGCGGUGGAGGAUUCUGCCUCUUUGUUUACAACCUCGGACCGGAGGCCGACGAGAGGGUGCUGUGGCAGAUGUUUGGGCCCUUCGGUGCAGUGUCCAGCGUCAAGGUGAUCCGUGACUUUGCAAGUAACAAGUGCAAGGGCUUUGGCUUUGUCACGAUGGGCAACUAUGACGAGGCGCUGAUGGCCAUCGAGUCGCUGAACGGUACGCAGCUGGGCGAGCGUGUCCUACAAGUCUCCUUCAAGACGGGCAAGGCUCACAAACCCUGAGGAGGUGGAGGAGGAGGACGAGGAGGACGAGGAGGAGGAGGAGGAGGUG
Molecule: messenger RNA, 1090 nt
Organism: Petromyzon marinus (sea lamprey)
Lineage: Eukaryota; Metazoa; Chordata; Hyperoartia; Petromyzontiformes; Petromyzontidae
Source: RefSeq, a predicted model, not a curated record